Mercenaria mercenaria is the source of this 7812-nucleotide messenger RNA. Its product is annotated as serine/arginine repetitive matrix protein 1-like. Lineage: Eukaryota; Metazoa; Mollusca; Bivalvia; Venerida; Veneridae. The transcript has 14 exons. Bases 194 to 2809 code for a protein of 871 amino acids. The record is from RefSeq and is a predicted model, not a curated record.
CAACGGAAAGUCAACUUUCAUUUUCAAUUUUAUGUAAGAAGUAGUAUUGAGAGGCUAAACAUAUGUUACCUAUGCUUUUUAUGGUUUAAGUUGUUAUGUUCCGAUUUUGAAUUACCUCUACCUGUAUCUUAAAUUUCAGGAUGAAGUAAAUUAUCAAAGAGCAUCAAAAGCGAAGUGAGGUAUCUGAAAAGUUAUGGCUGCAGAGAGGAGAAAAUGUUUAAACACACUUGGUCUGCGAGAGGGUGCAUCGGAAGAGGAGAUCAAAAAAGCUUACAAAAAACUUGCACUGCAGUAUCACCCAGACAAGAAUGAUAGUGAUGAUGCAAAAGGAAAGUUCCAGGAGAUAGGCUAUGCCUACAAGUACCUUACAGACGGACCAAGUGCAUUUGGGACCACUAAUCCACAUGAUGUCAGGGAGGAGAUGUUACGACGUAUGUUUGAAGAAAUGUUUUUUGCCCAGUUCCGAGGUCCGUUCGGUGGUUUUCCGUUUUUCUGUGAGGAGAGUGACGAUGAUGAUGACUACUACAUGUAUUAUGAUUCCAGCGAUGAUUGUUACUGUGGCAACUGCGACACUAAAGGUGCACACGGUAAAGGCAGAAGAUCAUACCAGAACACAUAUCCAAAGACGUCAUCAACUCCACAGAAUUUCCCACCACCUAGUAAAAAACAGUUGAGGAAGAGGGAGAAACGUCAGAGACAGAAAGAGAGAGCAAAAGAACGAAAAGACCAAGACAAGAAAGAGAAAAAAGCAACAAGAAAUUUGUACACAGAUGACGUAAAUCCAGAGCCGAAGCAAAAAGACAGUAAGAAACAAACUACUCCUGAAGAUAACUCAAGCUCAAAAUCCGAGGACAAAUCUGACACAGGAAUUUCUCGGCCAGACACUCCAGUACUGAAUCAGCAGCCCCAGAGACCAAACAAGAAACAGAAAAAGAAGAUGGAGUCAGAACAGAGAAAGAGAGAAAAGGAAAUGGAAGAAAUAGCUGCAGAACUGAAGAAGAAACAGGAAAGAGAGAUGGAAAAACAAAGAGAGAAAGAAAGAAUUGCUGCCCAGAAGAAAGAAGAGGAAAUAGAAAAUGAAAUAAAUUUUUCUCAUUUCUUUGAUAAUGGGAAGAAGUCGAGGAAGGCCAGACAAAGAGAAAAGAAACGGCAAGAGUCUGAAGGUUUCAAUACAGAAGCAGCUCAACAGAGAAACAGCUGUAACAGUUCAGUACCAACAGGAAAAACUUACAACUUGAACACAAAUAGAAACCGCUCAGCAGAGGGUAAAUCUAAGGAUAAGACAGGAGGGAGCUUAAAUAAAAACCAUGAGUCGAAAAUGUACACUAGGAAACAAUUAGUGAAUGGAAACAGAUUUGAUAUCCUUGACGAUAUAGAUGAUGAUAUUACAAAACCAAUUUCUGGAAGCUCCAUAUCUUCCAAUGGUUCGCAGAAAAGCUCUCAGCCACACAGCGGACAAUCUCGCCCGACUAGUGGAGGUAUGCAAAGUGCAGGGCCUGCUUCUAAUGCUGCCAGCUUUUCUAAACCUACACAUAGUAACACAAACAAUUUCAAAAGUCGGACUUUUCAAAACACAAACAAUCAAAAUAAUUCUAACAGUAGUCGAAAUUUUCAAAGAAACGGUGGUUUAGAAGCAAGCAGCAAUGCAAGUUCUGCAAAGGAGGGUGACAGAGUUGGAAAAAAUGUGAGUGGUGUCAGUACAGAUAGAAAAGAGACUCCAAAAGUGAAUAGAAGUCUUUCAGAUGAUGUCAAAAGUGGAUUUAAUGAGUUUGAAGAAGGUGAAAGAGAAUUCGUAAAGGACUGGAGUGUUUUUUAUAGUGACGAGGAAGACGAUAUUGACAACCUGGAUUUUGGUAAUGGUGCUCCACAGUUUUCAGAUAAUCAAAACGGUUCACAGUAUUAUGGUUAUGGUCCAAAAUCUGGUCAAGACAAUUUUGGGUAUGGGUACGAUAAUUCAUAUCAUCCUAGAGCAGAUCCGUAUCAGCCUCAAGGGCAUCAAAGGAGACGAGAAUUUAUCCCUAGAACAAGAGGAUACCACGGUCCAGACUUUAGACCAUAUUUUGGUGGUCCGCCAGGGUUUCCGCCAUACAUGAGGGGUCCACCUCCGUUCGCUCAAAGAGGAAUGUAUCCCCCUCCCCCACCGCCUCAUUUCAGAGGAGGCUACCAAGCAAGACCGCCAAGAGCAAGGAAUCAAGGAUAUCCGGGACCGAGAUAUGGCCCACCUAUGGGAAUGCCUGGCUAUGGUUAUGGACAACCAUUUGAUGGUUCAGUUCCCUUUGGUGGUCCGUUCCAUGGAAGGGAUCAAAAUGUGCCUGAUGACUUGAAAAGAAAUAUAAAUAGGCAAGGAAGUAAACCAAAACAAUUUAGCCCCAAGAAGUCUUUCAAAAAUGAUUCUAGCAAUGUGCAGAAUGCAGAUGAUAAAUGUGUUACAGGUGAGGCUCGGCCUAGUGUUCAAGCCUCAACUAAUGCAUCUGCUUCUGGAAUGAGAGUUCCCUCCCCUGAAUUUUGCAGUCAGCAGAAAAACAAUGUUCCAGACAGUCAUUUUGCCAAGAACAUAUUCUCAAAUAUUGAAAACAAUCAAGCAGGAUCUGGGGGUUCGCUUGAUUCACUAGAUGACUUUGAUCUGUAUCAGACUGGUUCUGCAUCUACAGACAGUCAGAAAUUGAGAGGAACCAGAGCUGAAACACAACCCAGCCAAACCUCACCUUAUUCAGGGGUGGAUAUGGGCCUCGAUGAAUUCUUGUCUAAAGAUAACCUAGGAGUUCCUGCUGGAAUGUUUAGCGAUAAUAUAAAAAAUUAUUACAAGUAGAAAAAAGUACAGAUGUAUUAGGUUGUUUGGUUUGACAGAAUGAAAAUAAAUUACAGAACCAAACUAUCAUUCAUUUCCUAUAUUUUUCUAGAUACUUUUGAGGUUUUAGUACAUUUUGAUUCUUGUAUUUUUGGAAAUGAAUUGUAAUCAAUGUUAGAGGUUAUCUAUUUGAAUGAGUACUCGAUCAAAAAAGCAUACUGAAUGAGCCAUUAUGCUGGUCAAGUAUGUUUUGGGUACAAGUUCAAAUUUUUUCAGUAUUGAGCUUUCUAUUCUGUGCUUAUUUUUCUCUACAAAUAAUGAAAAACAAUGAUUCUAACAAAAGUGUAUUCCAGACUACUGAAACAGCUUAAAGUGAAAAUAUGUACAGAAAUAUCAGUGUGUCAGGCAUCUACUGAUGUUGAAUUCAGAUGUUUUUAUCGAUCAGUGGCUUCUGUUGUUUAGGUUCCAUUGGAAUAUAUUCAAAAACUUUGCAUCAUCAAAUAUGAAAUAUAUCCAUUAUUACAAAAUAUUGCACAGUCUUGCACGUCACUGAUUGUUGGACAAAAAAUAGGUGUAGAGUUAGAUAAUUUAUUUUAUAAUUAGAUACAAAAGCGAAAUUUAUUUUUUUUGUGUAGGCUGUUCAGAUGGACCAGUUUAUAAACCUUUUUUGUAAUAAAAUUGACUGGUUUCUGCAUAAAAACUAUAUUUUCUUACAUAUAUAUUUUUUUAAAGCAUGGUUGACUGCCUUUGAAAAGCACAGAUCAGUUACGAUUUUGAGAAAAGAAAUCAGAUUUUCAAAAAUAUAAACUCAAAAAUUUAAGACCAGUUUUUAAACCCCACCUUGCCAUUGGUCAAUGUCAAGUUUAUGUUUGGAAACAGGAGUAGAGACUGGUUUGUUAUCAUAGUUUCGUAGGGUGGGGGGGUGUUUAUUAAAGAUUGAAUGUACAUUCGGCAAUCUUAAAGAAGAAUGAUAAAUGUCUGCAAUUAAUUCUGACAAAAGUAUAGUCAGAAUUUAUUUUGUUACUUUUUGUAUGUUUUUUUAAAACAAAUAUUCUACACAUUUGCAGAAAUUUGUGCAAUAAAUUGUCAGAUGGGGGUUGUGAGGGUUGCUCUUUUGGAGAGCUCCAGUUUACAAAGAACUGGUUAAGUUGGGAAGGAAAUGUCCACCCUUAAGGGUAGUAAUGUCCACCUUUAUAUGGAGGUAAUGUCCAUCUUUUUAUAAAGGUAAUGCCUGCCUUCACAGGGCAGUGAUGUCCAUCUUUAUAUGGAGGUAAUGUCCACCUUUUACGGAGGUGAUGUCCGUCUUUGUAUGGAAGCAACAUCCAUCUUUAUAGGGAGGCAAUGUCAAGCUUUAUUUGGAGGUAAUGUCCAGCUUUAUAGGGGGAUAAUGUCUAUCUUUAGAAGGAGGUAAUGUCCACCUUUUUAGGGAGGUAAUGUACAUCUUUAUAGGGAGGUAAUGUCCAUCUUUAUAGGGAGGUAAUGUUCACCUUUAUAGGGAGGUAAUGUCCAUCUUUAUAGGGAGGCAAUAUUCACCUUUAUAGGGAGGUAAUGUCUAUACUUACCUUUGCCUCAGAGGUGUCUUCAGGGUAGUUCUGCUUGAUUUAUUAACCAAAAGCACUGAUUUUAUGUCAUUUCUAUACCGGUAACCUAGACCCAGCAUAUGGAAUCAAAAAGUCUACAAACUGUUUGCAAUCUGUGUUUGAAUUGAUAAAAAAACUACCAUGUGAUUAUCACCAGAUGAAAUAUGAUAAUGAAAAUGUUGACACAUGAAAUAAUCCAAAUAAUGCCUUAGAAUGAGUUUGAGAUUUUUGAAGAUCUUUAAUAAUUGGCAAAUGAGUACUCAGACCAAUACAUUUUAUUUGACCAUGUAACAAAAUUAUGCUUAUUUUCCAACUCGGAAAAAUUUCAUUAUCAUCAACAUUGCAGAACAUUUUCUAAAUCAAGAAUGUCAUAAGAAUUGUGACUUUCCUAUAGACUCCUUUUAGAAAACCUUUCUAAAGUUGUAAUUUUUUUCAGAUCAGUCUAGUAAAAAAAAUGAGCACACGACACGUUUUAAGUGACUGAAUUUUCUAGGUAUAUCAUAUAUUUUUGAAAAGUUAAGGUUUGAUCAAAUUCUACAUCAAAGAAAAAUAAAAUUGUUUUGAACAUGCCCUGCAGAACUAGCUUAACAUUGGUUGAAUUGUAGAACUGUACCAUUACAGGUGUUGGUAAAGGUUGGAAAAUAUCUUUUGUAUAAAUGUGCUAUUCUAGUCAAUAAACAUGUGCUUGUUAUUGAGACUGCUUUACAAGAUUAAACUUGUACUGUACAAAUUAUUAUUCUGUUGGUCACAAACAUUUUUGAGUGAAUAAUACUGGAAUGUAAAUUAGAUAGAUGAAAAUUUGUAAUGUUUAGGUUAAUUAACUAGCUAUAAUGUUAAAUGACAUAUUCUUUUGAUGUACUAUACGAGCAAGCAAAACGUCGAAUGUCGACCCUGAACUUUUUUAUUUCGAUAUAAAUGAGAUGUGGAACCAAAAUUUGUAGUCCUGUUUGGCGCCAUAUAACCUAUACUGUGUUGGUGCACCGUAAAACCCAAAUAAAUAAAUCGACCCUGAACUGUAAGGAAUGCCUUUCAUUUUGGAGCUAAGCCACUGUGAAAUCAUUAAUAUUUACGUGGAACUAAUUUUCAUGGAAUUUUUAGUUAAAUUAAAUCGAAACAAACAAGCAAAGUUCCCAUUCUUUUUACAUUGAUAAGUAGAAAUCCACAAAGUUAUUUCCCUACAAAAUUGGCAUUUUUGGGCAAAAACCACAAAAUUUGAUGCACUCAGAAUUAAGUGAUUUUAAGAUAAAAUUCGGUAUGUAUAUUUUGUGUAUCAGAUCCUAUUUUUCCACAAAAUUGACAUCUGUAUCUGUAAAGAAUGUGAAUGAAAAAGAAAAUAUUUUAUGUUGAUUUUAAUGCCAAAGUAGGAGAUGAAAAUGAUUACACUUGAUUACAAAGUAAUAUUGUGUAUUUAGUGAGUUAUUUUGAUUUUGCAAGUUUUUCUCAUUUGCAGAAAUCAGAAACAUUUCCAUGAUGAGACUGUAACUUCUUGUACAGUAUGUGUUAUAUGUGCUACAGUGGUUGUGUACAUCAUGAUAUAUACAGUGUUAAAUAUUUCUCUGAAUUUGAGUAACAGUUAUGGUAGUGGACCCAUAACGACAAUUGGCAGUUACCAUUCGAUUACAUUUUCUUGUAUAUUAUUUCGGCAUCCUUUGACUGUCACUUAAAUUUGCUUUUAAAUAAGAACUGGAGAUUGCCGAAAUCAUAUAUGGGGAAUAUGUAAUUGAACACCAAAUGCCAAUUGUCAUGACGAGCCGACUACUUUGAACUGUUUUCUUUUUUCCUACUUUUAUCUUUGUUUGCUUUUAUAUGCUGUAAAUAUAAACUGUAGAUUUCAUACUUUAUUUUUGUUUUACUACAAUUUAGUGCUUUGAAAAGUCAUAAAAGAGAAGAAUGUAAACUUUUUAUGUAUAAAAAUCUCUGAGAAACCAUAAACCAUAUUCUGCUGGAAUGAGAGUCUCUCCCCAAAGUAAACCAAAUGUUCUAACUGGGGAACAUGGCUUGUAAAGUGUUCCUAGAGGGUGUUUGCCCUUGUUUUCUAUACAAAUUAGAUAAAAUGCUGUCGGUUCUAACAAUCAAAACCAAAUUCCUGAUUUGUUUAAAUUUUAUGUGAUUAAUUUUUGUAUAAUUAAUAAGUUGGUUCUGUUUUGGUGUGUCAUUUGAUAAAUGAAUUGUGAUAAAGGACUCAGGUAGUGUUUCCGCAAGACUUUUCUGAUUGUGUGUAAAUAUUCCAUGUGAAGUUUUGAAUACAGAAAUGCAGUUUGAAUGAAGUUAAAUGUCCUUAGCUUGAAAAUUACUGAAAAAAAAAGACAUUAAGAAAAAAUUAGGCAUGGUUCAAAGGCGUUUAAGCAGGAAGGCAAGUUGCAUGCAUUAAUUUAAUAUGCAUGGGGAAAACAAUGAACGACACAGUGUCCAUGUCGUGAAAGUUUUGUAUGUUAGCAGAUUUCUCAAAAACUACUGUGCCAGAAUACUUUCAAACUUUACAUUUGUCUUCUGGGUCAUAAGGUGACUUCAAAGAAUAAAUUACAUAGCUCUAGCUUUUAUUUUGUCAAAAUUAUGUCCCUCUUUUAAGUUCGAAAUAUUGGUAAAAUAUACAUGUAACAUAGUUUUCUCAGAAACUACCAGUCUAAAUGCUUCUUACGGUAAUUUCACACAUUAAAUUGGCCAGAAGGGACAAGUUACAUAACUUUCACUUACAUUUUGUCAAAUUUAUAUCCCUUUUUAUUAUUGUAGAAAUUUUGUGAAAGCAUGCAUGUAAGCAUGUUUCUCAGAAACUUCACAAACGACUUGAGUUGCAUAAUUUUGGAAAAUGUUGGUAAAAGUUUUGUAGCUCUAGUUUAUCUUAAAUUCUGCGUAAAUGUAAAACAAUAAAAACGUUUACUAUGUACUUUUUCGAUCAGUUGAUUGUUUGAUGUCUGGAAAUAUACAGUGGUCAACGAUAAAAUUACGACUUUUUGCUUGUGCAGCUUGGCAACUUGUGCUCUCUGAGAAAUGUUUCUUAAUAUUUUAAGUUUCAGAUUUGUGAGGGCUUUCCUUUGCAAAUAUUAGACAAAAUAUAACUGUCACUAAAUAUUUAAACUACGUUAAAUAUGCAUAAACAUAUUUGAGCCGUGCCUGAGAAAACCAACAUAGUGCGUUUGCGACCAGCAUGGAUCCAGACCAGCCUGCGCAUCCACAGUCUGGUCAGGACCCAUGCUGUUCACUUUCAAAAGCCUAUUGCAAUUAGAGAAACUGUUUGCGCAGGCAGGUCUGGAUCCAUGCUGGUCGCAAACCCACAAUGUUGGUUUUCUCAUGGUGCGGCUCAUUUUAAUUUACUGUAUAGGAUGCUCUUAAAAGUGCAAAAAAUGUUGUGAUUUUUGUUUAUUUUAAACUGUGCAUAGAAUGUAUAACAAGUGCCAUGGUUGCUUUGAAUGAGAUUAUUAAUAAUAAAAUACGCAAUACAUGUUA